This is a messenger RNA of Juglans microcarpa x Juglans regia, 1856 nucleotides long. RefSeq names its product stomatin-like protein 2, mitochondrial. The record is from RefSeq and is a predicted model, not a curated record. NCBI's taxonomy places the organism in Eukaryota, Viridiplantae, Streptophyta, Magnoliopsida, Fagales, Juglandaceae. Bases 221 to 1510 code for a protein of 429 amino acids. Gene Ontology annotation, cellular component: membrane. The transcript is spliced from 9 exons.
CACGUGUACAGUUCUUCGGCUCAAAACUGCUUGGACAACAAGAUUAGCACGACUUUGCAGAGGGUGGCCAGUGAGAGCAAGAAGAAAACCACGAGGAAAGGUUUUACUAGGGCUUUACAAUUUACAUUCCCAGGGAAAAAACCCUCAACGCCUUCCAUUCCCCCCACCAAAGGAAAACACCAAAAAUCCCAAGGACCCUGAGAACCCAGAAAGGUAGAAAAUGAGUUUGUGGAAAGCAAAUUCACUGAGAUCCCUUAGAUACCUCCGCCAGUCCGCCAUUAACGUUAGUGACUCCAUCUCUAGACCUCUCUCUACUUCAUCUUCCCCAUAUUUGAUUCUCAAACAAACCAAUCUUUCUUCUGUAAGGUCUUUUCCGAUUCCCCAAUCCCCUUUCUCCUCCGCUAUUCCAGUCCGCUUUUUCCGCACUGGUCGCGACCCAGGCAUCAGUUAUGAGAUUACGCCGCCGGUGAAUUGGGGGAUCCGGAUAGUGCCGGAGAAGAAGGCGUACGUCAUCGAGAGGUUCGGCAAAUAUGUGAAGACUCUGCCUUCGGGAAUCCAUUUCUUGAUUCCGUUGGUUGAUCGGAUUGCCUACGUGCAUUCCUUGAAGGAGGAGGCUAUUCCUAUUCCCGACCAAUCUGCUAUCACUAAGGAUAAUGUCAAUAUUUUGAUUGACGGGGUUCUCUACAUCAAGAUUGUGGACCCUAAGCUGGCCUCUUAUGGUGUUGAGAAUCCCAUAUUUGCUGUGAUUCAGCUUGCACAAACAACAAUGCGUAGUGAACUUGGUAAGAUCACUCUCGACAAGACGUUUGAGGAAAGAGACACGCUGAAUGAAAAGAUAGUGGAAUCUAUAAAUGUGGCUGCAAAAGACUGGGGCCUGCAGUGCCUCCGUUAUGAAAUACGAGAUAUAUCCCCUCCUCGUGGAGUGAGGGUAGCUAUGGAGAUGCAAGCAGAAGCAGAACGCAAAAAGAGAGCCCAAGUUCUUGAAUCUGAAGGAGAAAGGCAGGCCAACAUCAAUAUUGCUGAUGGAAAGAAGAGUUCUGUAAUCUUACAAUCAGAGGCAGCAAAGAUGGAUCAAAUUAACAGAGCACUAGGUGAAGCAGAAGCCAUCCUUGCUAAAGCCAGAGCAACAGCUGAAGGACUUGCCAUGGUGUCACAGGCACUCAAGGAAAAUGGAGGAGUAGAGGCAGCGAGUUUAAGAAUUGCUGAACAAUAUAUUCAUGCAUUCAGUAAUAUUGCCAAGGAGGGCACAACAAUGUUGCUUCCUAGUGGAGUUGCCAAUCCUUCCAGCAUGAUGGCUCAAGCACUCACCAUGUACAAAAGCUUGAUCGGAAAUGUUUCCAGUGACGGGUCAAACGAAACAUCUUCCCCUGCGUUGACAAUAGGUGUAAAAAGCGAUGCUUCCUCUGGAGAUGAGAGUGCCGUCACUGCUAAAACUGCUGAUAAAGGUCAUCUUGGCGAUAGCAAACCAACAUUCUCACUUCAGAACCCUGAUAAAGGAGCACAUAGUUGAUCCCACCAAACUUCUUGUGGAAUUAAACCAAACUGUGUUAUACUUGGUUUUGUCAAUUUUGUGGUUGUUCCCCUAAUCUGUUUGGCGAAGUUUCUAAAUGAUUUGAGGAGAGGAAAGUCUAUUAUAUAGACUGAUUCUAGGAUGCCUACUCAUUAGGCAGAUCACUUGCCAUGCCAUGUGGCCAAUUAGGAUAAAAUUUCCUUGGUGAAAUCAAAGGAUUUCAAAAUUUUUUGGUCAGAAGCUGUGGAACAUGCAUUUCGCAUUGUCGUUUCUGCGUCAGUCUGUGCAUGUGCCUGCAAAUGGAUUAUGUUUUAUUGAUUCUGACUAUAAAAGUUCCUAUUCAACA